Dimorphilus gyrociliatus is the source of this 2280-nucleotide messenger RNA. Lineage: Eukaryota; Metazoa; Annelida; Polychaeta; Dinophilidae. The record is from the annotation of a GenBank genome assembly.
AAUGCGCUCCUGUGGUAAACAUGGCGACAAUGACGCCAAAUACUUUUGAUGCCUGUAGAAGGAAAUUGAAUAUCAUCUGAUCAGAGAAUUUUUUCCGAUCAUUAAAUGCGAAAUAUAAUAGAAAUUUGUUAAAUAACACAUUCGCAUAUAUUAGUCAAAUUUGACAAACAUUACUUUUACACGUUCAAAUAAGCCAUGUCAGGGAUUAUCGCGUUUGAAGCCGAAUUAAAUUCAAUAGUAAAAGAAUAUUUGGAAUUUAAUGGAUUGGACAAGUCGUCCGUUGUUUUUAUGGAGGAAUGUGAAGAUAAAGAUAGAAAAAUAGCUCCACCAGAUCCGAGACCCUUAACAAAUCAAGACAAUGUAGCCGCACAGGGCGGCGACCCAGUAGAAGAGAUGGCUGAAUUCCGAAAUUUUAUAGAAUCCAAAGGAUCGACUUUGAGCCAAACAUCAGAGUUCCUUCCCUAUUACGCUUUACCCUUCGUUCCAAAUGCAAAAGUCCAUCCAUCUUUCAAAGAACUAUUUUCAGAUUCCUGGGUACCAGACUUACAAGUGAGACUUCAAAAAUUCCUAUCAAUAACUCUGCAUUCUAAACCUCAACCACGACUCUUCGAAAUCUACAGAGGCGGACCAGGCAAAGAAAACAUAGUCUUACAAGAACAGAUUGUGGACGCCGAGAGAAAAGCAGCUGCCUACUUGAAGCGCUUUAAUAGAUUGCAGAUUGAUUAUCGAAAUUUGAUAGCCAUAACAGCUGACCUCGUCGACACAUUAGAAAGAAGCGUACAAGGUGAAAUGGUUACACCAGAAUAUUUGGAGAAGAUGUGUAGUCGGCUAUUCAGUAAUCAAGUUAGACAGUCCGUCAAUUUGUCCAGACCAGGAACGGCUGCUGAAAUGCUUCGGCAAUCUGUUCUUCCUCCCCAAGGUUUACAACCCGGUGAGAGUAUGCCUAACAAAAGUUUGGAUUACGACCGAAUAAAGCAUGAUCUGACAGAGGGAGGAGAAAGACUUAAAGCAUUACUUUUGCAAGCAUUGCGAUGGGUAUUCCAUCAGCAAACGACGUUAGAUUUAUUGACGCAUUCAAACGCCGUUGUAAAGGAGUAUAAAGCCCGCUUAUUGAAUACGAUAGCCUCGUUAAACGAAGGCCGAUCCUACUUGUCUAAGCAUGCUCUCCUCCUGCCUGCUUUGAUGGACGCAUUACACGAAGAGACUGUUGAGAGUCGAUUCAGAGAACAUGCGCUCGGUUGCCUGCAGAAGCUAUCGCUUCGUCACGAUCAACAGACACGAAUGAUCGAUUUGGGAAUAAUAGAAUGGUUAGUUAAGGUCCUCGAGGAUACUGACUCAUUGAGCGAAUAUUCGUUAGAAUAUUCUGUUGCUUUAUUAAUGAAUGUAUGUUUAAGAACGUCUGGUAAAACGAGAUGCUGUGCUAACCCUUCAGAUGUACUUCGAGUUUUAGCGAACUUAUUAGCCUUGAAUAACAGAGACAUUAAUGCUUAUGUUAAUGGAACAUUAUAUGCUAUAUUAUCAAUGCAACCAGUUAGAGAAGAGGGUCGAAAAAUGGGUUUGGAAGAGUUGCUUACAAGCUUAAUGAAGGAGGAGCAACAAGAUAUGAACAGACAAUUUGAAUUUAUUAUUAAACAAUUAAACUCCAACGAACAGCACGAUGAAGAAUCUGACGCAGAAGAUGAAGAUGAUGAAGAGGAGAUACUAGAACCCGAUUUAGAUAAGAAUGAAAUCGUAAGACCAGAAGGCAGAGAACUUGGUGGAGAUAGACUUUUAAAUACUAACUAUGUAACUGCGAGUCCGGCUAGGUCAAAGAAAAAGCAACUGGAUGCCUUGAAAGAUGACGAAAUGCUCACACGACCUGUGACCCCCGGGCAACGUCAUAACUCAACCGCACCAGUCGUCCAUGUAAAAAAUCCGAGUCGACCAACUUCAAAAAAUUCCAGACCACCAACUAGGACCGGCUCCCGGCCAAAUUCAGGAGAAGAGAGGCCAUCAUCAAAAUCUUCCAAUCACAGUAGAGGAUCUAGCAAAGGCCAGAACGGAAAACCGUUGAGUAGAGCUCAUUAUUGCUUUGUUAAAAAAUUAACAUUCUCUUUAAAUACUUUUGACAGGGGUGAGGAUUAUUCAAAUGCAUUCUCCUCACGACCUAAAAUUCCACGUACGCCUGAUGCAAGUGGCGGUCGAUCGAGUCAAGUGGGAAGAAGUGCCCCGCCGCAACCAAAUUAUUCAGAGUCCUUACCAACUCCUCGACCCGGUUCCGGCGGAUCACAGUUGAAAUGA